This is a messenger RNA of Plasmopara halstedii, 153 nucleotides long. RefSeq lists its product as uncharacterized. The transcript is spliced from 2 exons. The record is from RefSeq and is a predicted model, not a curated record. The coding region runs from base 1 to 153 and encodes 50 amino acids. Lineage: Eukaryota; Oomycota; Peronosporomycetes; Peronosporales; Peronosporaceae.
AUGUAUCAUGCGAACCAUGCUGGUCGAGGUUGUUUUGAGUCACUAAUUGGAGGAAAAUUGACUAGUGAGACAAACAAAAAGAAAAAGUCGAUCUCAAGAGUCUUAUUUCAUGCUACAAUUUGGUUGCAAAAACAUGAUUUUUUUUUCAAUUAG